AUCGGGGACCGGCUGUACUCCGGGGUGCUCAUCACCCUGGAGAACUGCCUCCUGCCCGACGACAAGCUCCGCUUCACGCCGUCCAUGUCGAGCGGCCUGGACACCGACACCGAGACCGACCUGCGCGUGGUGGGCUGCGAGCUCAUCCAGGCGGCCGGCAUCCUGCUGCGCCUGCCGCAGGUGGCCAUGGCUACCGGGCAGGUGCUGUUCCAGCGCUUCUUCUACACCAAGUCCUUCGUGAAGCACUCCAUGGAGGUAAGGCCGCCCGCGCCCCGCCGCCCGCGCCCGCGCCCGGCGCGCUCCGCGAGGGACCCCUCGCUUUGUCCUUGCAGGAAACCGGUGCCUCUUCUGUUGGACCAAGAUUACGUCAACCUGAAGAACCAGAUCAUCAAGGCGGAGAGACGGGUCCUCAAAGAGCUGGGCUUCUGUGUCCACGUGAAGCACCCGCACAAGAUAAUCGUUAUGUACCUUCAGGUGUUAGAGUGUGAGCGUAACCAGCACCUGGCCCAGACCGCGUGGAACUACAUGAACGACAGCCUCCGCACCGACGUCUUCGUGCGGUUCCAGCCCGAGAGCAUCGCCUGUGCCUGCAUCUACCUCGCGGCCCGGACGCUGGAGAUCCCGUUGCCCAAUCGGCCCCAUUGGUUUCUUUUGUUCGGCGCCACAGAAGAAGAAAUUCAAGAAAUCUGCUUAAAAAUUCUGCAGCUUUACACCCGGAAAAAGGUGGACCUGAGCCGCCUGGAGGGCGAGGUGGAGAAGCGGAAGCACGCCAUGGAGGAGGCAAAGGCCCAGGCCAAGGGCCUGCUCCCCGGGGGUGCGCCGGCGCAGGACGCCGCCUCGGGCUUCUCGCCCGCCCCCAGGCUGGCGGAGUCCCCCAAAGAAGGCAAGGGAAACAAGCCCUCCCCGCUCUCGGUGAAGAGCACCAAGAGGAAAACGGAGGGCGUCAAGAAGCCCAAGGCGGACAGCCCGGUGAACGGCUUGCCCAAGGGGCGAGGGAGCCGGAGCCGGAGCGGCAGCUGCGAGCAGAGCUACUCCAGGUCCCCGUCGCGGUCUGCGUCUCCCAAGAGGAGGAAGAGCGACAGUGGCUCCACCUCCAGCGGCUCCAAGUCCCAGAGCCGCUCCCGGAGCCGGAGCGACUCCCCGCCGAGACAGGCGCGGCGCAGCGCGCCCUACCAGGGCUCCAAGGUGCGGAGCCGCCGCCCGGCCAAGGACUGCAAGCGCCCGGGCCAGAAGCCCCGCAGGUCCCGCAGCCAGAGCUCCUCCCGCUCCCGGAGCCGCUCCCGGGAGCGGCCGGACGGCUCGGGCAAGUACAAGAAGAAGAGCCAUUACUACCGGGAGCCGCGGCGGGAGCACUCACGGUCCUACGAGCGCGGCCACCGCUACGAGCGGGACCCCCCCGGGCACAGCCGGCAUCGCAGGUGAGGCGGGCUCCGGGGCCGCCCUGCAGCCCGGCUGUGCCCGGGCCUGCGGAGCCGCUCUUUGGAAAUGUGGCCGCUGGACUUGGG
Molecule: messenger RNA, 1505 nt
Organism: Condylura cristata (star-nosed mole)
Lineage: Eukaryota; Metazoa; Chordata; Mammalia; Eulipotyphla; Talpidae
Gene: CCNL2
Product: cyclin L2
Exons: 10
Biological process (GO): regulation of transcription by RNA polymerase II
Cellular component (GO): nucleus
Molecular function (GO): cyclin-dependent protein serine/threonine kinase regulator activity
Source: RefSeq, a predicted model, not a curated record